CACUUGAUUGCUUUUUUUUCCUUUUUGCGUUCGGUUCCUGUCUCCUCUCUGGCAGCAAAUUGUUUCGGACCUCAGGUCUUCUCUACUCUCAUUUGGACUCUGUCGAGUGGGCGUCGGGCGCGAGCCUCUCCAUUGCAUCGCGCUCGGUCGGUUCAGGCAGUAAAAUCCACGUGUCCGGCUCCAGUAGAAGUCGGAUCGUCUGGCGUGCGGCUCCGGCAGGCCGAGGAAGCGCUGUACGCUGGCCACUGCUCGCCAAGGUUUGUGGGUCAACUCUUCGCCGGUCAGCACGAAGAGCUGCUCUGUCCGAGGGAAGUACCGCAGCCAAAUUUCCAGCCAAUCGGCGUAGUGGGAGACAUCCAAUGGUGCCCAGACAGUUCGCAACUGCUCAAGCGACUGGUUGGCCCGGAGGAUAAACUCCUCGAAGUCCGGAUACACUUGGCCGGCUUUAGCGUGGGCGACUUGGAUCUGGAGGCAAGGCAUGCGCUUUCACCUCGUUAG
This is a messenger RNA of Protopolystoma xenopodis, 498 nucleotides long. The record is from the annotation of a GenBank genome assembly. NCBI's taxonomy places the organism in Eukaryota, Metazoa, Platyhelminthes, Monogenea, Polystomatidea, Polystomatidae.